GGAAGUAACGUUGUGUCUGUUGUCGUUUCAAGAAAUGUUCAAAGUUAGUGGCGCGUUAGCUACAACGCUGCAUUUUUAAUAUUUUUGCAUAUGCUAUGCCACGUUUACCAGUUAUAACUAUUGCCAGUGGAUAGGUUAUUGCCAAGCAACAGUAGAUGAAAUGAAUCUACGCGAUACCGGUGAAAAACUGACCUCUCCAGCUGAUUUCUUAUCAUCCAAUGUUGGAAGAAAUACAGAGAGGAAUCUGAUGCCUCCGUCGCAUUUUAUUUCGAGCCACAGUUCCACACAGCCUUCGAUUCAAGUCCGCCAGUUCCCAACCCGAACAUCAUCCCACACUGCUUCUUCGGCGUUGUCAGGCCCUCAUGGAUUUGGGGUACCUGCGAUGCCGUGGACCUCUGCAGCAACAUCAGCACCAGGGGACCCUUGGCUGGUCAUCGCCCAGACAAAUAAAGAGAUGCAGGAGCUGCGUGAAGAAAAUAAGAGGCUGAAAGAAAAAAGGUUUUCAUCAUCACCAUCAGCACAGCACAACACAUCCAGGUGUGUUGAGAGUAGAGGACUGGAGUCGGAGUGGCGUUUGGAACUUGAGAGGAUGCGUGCAGAGUGUGAGAGGCUACGAGGACAGGUGGAGACCUUGAGAGACAACACUGCCAGGCAGAGGGAGGAGAUCCGAGAGAAAGAUGGUGCUAUUCACAGGAAGGAUCAUGAGCUGGAGGAGUUGAGAGCUGAGGCGUGCCGCAGCAAGGCAGAGUUGACCCAGACUGGGGUGGACCUGACUCAGAUGAGAGAGGAGCGGGACAGACUUACUACUCAGUUGGAUAAACUUCAGAACGAUUAUGCCGAAGAACGUAAUAAAUAUCUGCGGGAUCUGGAAGCUUGCAGGCAGGAUGUGCAGAGGCUGACGUGCGAGACUCAAAAACGGAGUCUCCGAGCUAAGGAGGAGGCUACUUUAGAAGCAGCAAGACUUCGAGAGGAGCUAGAGGAAGCCAUGGAGUCACACCAGAGUCAAAUUGAUCAGAUGUCCUCAGACCACAGAGAAGAGGUGGAUAUUUUGAAGCAGGUCAACACGGACCAGAAGCUCAGGCUGGAUGAUGUUACACAGGAAGUGACCUCAAUCAGAGGCCGCAUGGUGGCCGUCAACACAGAGAGAGACAGUCUGCAAGAACAGUUAAGCAAGUUGCACCAGGAAUUUGAAGCUCAGGGAGAGACGAUUCAGAGCCUUCGGAUUUACAUCGGCCAACUAGCCCCAGAACACGGACAGCAGGAGAGGCUGACUGAGAAAAUACAGGCCCUGGAGAAGGAGAAGGAGGCCCUGCAGACUUCACUGGAGCUCGUGAACAUCAGGCUGAAGUCUGCAAACGACAUCUUGGCCAUCCAGGAGAAAGAGCUCAUAGAUGAGAUGAAGUGUGGCUCUGUGCUGAAGGGCAGGAGUAAAGGCAGUAGAGUGCUGGCCCUAUGGAGACACAAGGUCUUCAUGCUCCUGGUGCAGCUACGCUCCAACGACAUGCACUACACUGGAGAGAAGAACACUCUGAACACCACAAUCAGUUCUCUAGAGGGGGAGUUGGUCAGAGAGAGGGCUCAGCAGCGUCUGGUUGAGCACACACUGCAGGACAGACAGGCUCAGCUGGAGCUGCAGGGGCUGAGCAUACAGACUCUGAAGCAGGACCUGACCAGACUCAUUGAGGAGAACAACAAACUGAGACAGGAGAACCAGAGCAGGGCAAAAGCCCUCAGUGAUAUUUCCACGAAUGCGCAAAGCUGUGCUGUUGUGUUUGAGAAGAACAUGGUCGACAUGCAAGCGGCGCAGGGACGUCUCAGCAGCUUAGGACAGAGAGCUACCUUCGCAGCACGCAGAAUUGAUAUCAUUCAAGGUCUGCUCAUGAGAAGAGAGGCUUUACGAAAAGUUCAAGAGACUGCAAAACCUUCAGAGACCCAGUCAGAAAGAAGGUGCAUUGUAGACCUCCAGGCAGAGGUGGCGAUGUUGAGCACAGAGCGAGACCAGCUGGCCCAGGAGAUGAAGCGCACCCCUGAGCUGAUCCAGACCGCCCUCUCAGACCUGCAGGAGAAGACGGACAUGGAGGUGUGUCGUCUGAGCCAGGCGUUGGUGGCGCGUCAGCAGGAGGUGCAGGAGAGUGAGGCCGGUCGCCAGGAGACCCAGGAGGAGCUGAAGCAGCUGCAGGAGCGCACCCAGGAGCUGGAGGGCCUCCUUGCGGAGCUGCGUCAGGAGGCCCAACGCCAGCAGGAGCAGGCAGAGCAAGAGUCGAGACAGAAACUGUCUGAGAUGGAGAGCCAAUGCCAAAGCCAGCUGUGGGCCAUGGAGGCUCAGGUGAACACAGCUCGAAGAGAACACACCAAAGCAGUUGUAGCUCUGCGACAGUGUGAGCGGCAGGCGGAGAGAGCUCAAGAGCAAGAGAGAGCAGCACACACACUCCAGAGCGAGCACGCCCUCAGAGAGAUCGAGCUGCUCAACAAGCAACUCAAGGAGAAGGACAAAGACAGGAACCUGCUACUG
Molecule: messenger RNA, 2512 nt
Organism: Engraulis encrasicolus (European anchovy)
Lineage: Eukaryota; Metazoa; Chordata; Actinopteri; Clupeiformes; Engraulidae
Product: coiled-coil alpha-helical rod protein 1-like
Exons: 17
Biological process (GO): protein export from nucleus; cell differentiation
Cellular component (GO): centriole
Source: RefSeq, a predicted model, not a curated record